AACCCAUGUCUCCAGCUGCCUCAUCCACACAGCUUUUAAAUUUCAGUGAGGUUUCAUUUGGGUUUACUGAGGCCAUUUGGUUUUGUCUUUGAUUGGGUGAAGAGCACAGGGCAGGCAUCUGGAGCAGAAAAUAUCAGGAUGCUUUGGAGGAAGAAAUUAUUUUUCUCUUCUAUUGUUUUUCACCCAAGAGGUGAGAGGAUCUCAGGAAGGGCUGCUCCAUUUAAUUGCAAAUAGCAGUGGAAAAAACAUGGAGCUACACUGCACUGCAGCAAGGAAAAGGAGACUGGUGUCAACUUCCUUAUGGAGCUUCAACCCUCUAAGAGUGACCUGACCUGAAUUCAGAAGCAAGACAUAAGCCUGACUCAGAAGGUAUUAAUCCGCGUGGGAUAAAGGAGGAAUCCAAUGUUCUGUGUAUGCGGUGUCUGCUUAGCAGUAAAAAAAUCACACUGGGGAUUUCUUCUGGGAACAGUGAUCCACUUCCUAAUGGGAAUCAAGAGGCCCAGGAGCUUGGACUGAGCCAGCAGUUCCCUUCUCACAUGUUCCCUCAACAGCAACCUUCCUCAAGAGCCCCUGAGGAGUGGCAAGAGGCAAAAAAACACGAAGAACGACCCCGGAGCGGCCUUGAAAAAGCAGGAAGCCCCGGAGAUGUGUCCGGGACAAGAGCAGAAACCGCGGCAGGCGGCGGCACGGGGACGUUCCCGAGCGCUCCGCUCCGCAUCCCUCUGUCCAGGCUCCGCGAAAUAGAAGAGGAGCUGCUGUGCGCGGAUGAGGCGGACAAUGAGUUCGAGUCUGGCGAGCCAGGGCCAGCGGCAGGGCCAGCAGCAGCGGCUCAGCCUCCCGGCCGAGCCCCAGCGCUGGGGGACAGCCGGGGCCUCGGCGCUGGCGCGGGGCUGCGGGCGGCGCUGCGGGAAGGCAGCGCUCCCCGGGCGGCGCUGCGGGAAGGCAGCGCUCGCUGCCGCCAGCGCGAUUUCGCUGCGGCCGCCGCCAAAUUCUCCACGGCACUGGAGCUUUGCAGUAAAGGCUUUGCCACAGAGGACCCCUUCAAGUCCUCUCCAGAUGAUCUUUCUAGGCUUGCCAGCUGGAUCGAGUCAAAGCUCGUCAUCUGCUACUUAAAACUGGGGCAGCCUGGCCUUGCUCUGCAUCAUUCACACAGGAGCAUCAUUGAGAACCCCUCUCACUUCUGCAAUCACCUGCGCCAAGCCGCCUGCUUUCGGUGCCUGCAUAGAUACUCGGAGGCUGCCAGGAGCGCCAUGGUGGCGCAGUGUCUGUACGUCCUGGCUGAAGGAGCCGGGGUGGAGACCAGUGACCUCCUCCAGCUGUACUGGCAGGCUAUGACUCAAGAAGCCCUCAGUGGAGAAAUCUCUUUUUCUGUUUUGUACACACCUUUUGAGAAAGAGGACAAGGCCGACAAAAUAAAGGAGGCCAACAAAACCUUUGCUGAGAGGCACCCUGAAUAUGUGCAGCACAUAUUUACAGAUCCUCAUGGAAUUCACCUGUUGCCAGAGAAGGCUGAAUCUCAUCCUGGCCAGCAGUACUUACUGACUCUGGGCUUCAGAAACAAAGAGAUUGGAAAAACCUUGGAAAAGUUUGUAACUCAAAAGCUGCCAAUCUUUCCAGGCCAGAAAAUAACUUUCAGUCCCAGCAUGGAGGAAGAAGCAGAAACAUUUUGGCAGAGCACUGGAAAAAGGAUCAUGGCAGCCGUGGCUUUUAUAGGAAGCACCAAGAUCAAGGAUGAGCGUGGCCCGUGUGCUCGGGCCAUUGAGCAGUUCCACCACGCCAGCCUGCUCAGCCACCUGCACAGAGAGGAGGAACAGGCCCAGGUGAUGACCCAGGUGAUGGCUGAGCUGGCAACUGUUCCCUACCUGCAGAGAGUCUCUCAGGAGGAGGACAAGCUGCUGCAGUCACUGAUGGCAGAUGCCAUGGACAUCCUGGCAGGAAGAACUGGAGAGCAUGUGUGGACUAAAAUACACAAGGUGGCACUAAUUGAAGACUACCUGAGGGAAGGAGAAGAAUAUUACUUAAGGACCCCACGCAUGCAAAUACCUGGAAUGGAAAACAUCAGCUGGACUCCAAAUGGACAGAAAUAUUUGAGACUGGAAAACACAAACAUGUUCAUUCCCAACCCACGAAGCUUGGCCACAGGACUAAAAAAAAGACGCAUAAUUUUUGCAAAAAGUUGA
Molecule: messenger RNA, 2180 nt
Organism: Ficedula albicollis (Collared flycatcher)
Lineage: Eukaryota; Metazoa; Chordata; Aves; Passeriformes; Muscicapidae
Gene: SPATA16
Product: spermatogenesis associated 16
Exons: 15
Coding region: 414-2180 (588 amino acids)
Biological process (GO): spermatogenesis
Cellular component (GO): Golgi apparatus
Molecular function (GO): protein binding
Source: RefSeq, a predicted model, not a curated record